AUGGCCGCUGGUAUGAUUCCCGGAUACCACUCUACCGCCGAGUACCACUUUUGCGACGAACAGGCCGAUGCCAUUUGUCGGACUGCCGCCUACCAUCGUAAAGACUACAGCCUUGCAUUGAUCUGGUUCUCGGCUCGUGAGCACACAGAUAUUCGGUCGUCAAUAGCAACUCCAUUCCGAACGACAGCAGACAGAGGGCUUGGGUCCCUCAACAGGCUGCCCUUAGAGCUCUGGUACGAUGUGCUACUCCGUCUGGAUAUGCAAUCCCUAUUCAAGCUGCGGCAGACGAGUCUUGGAUCGAGGGAGUGGGUAGAUUCUUUGCACCAGUAUCAGAUGGUGGUGUCGCAUGGACUCAACCUCUUCUGCGCCCUGUUGCGAACACGACUUGCCGACAGUGUCUCCCUAGCCGGCUUCUACAGUAUAUUGUGCACCGAGGCCUGUGAAUUGUGUGGCGAAUUCACUGGUUAUAUAUCCCUCUUGACCUGGAAGCGCUGCUGUUUCCAAUGUCUCCAGGUUGCACCUGAGCUCCGCUUGCAAACACUUGCCGCUACCCGGAAACAAUUUCACCUCACAAAGGUGGAAACAGGCCAGCUAAGGUCAUUCAAGACUCUACCAGGCAUAUAUUCGAUGGACGAACUCCCGCAAAAGUCCCGCAUUGCGGUCAUUUGUGUUCACCAGGCUAUUCCGGUUGUUAAAAAGAAUGCACCGGCGCUAGGGCAGCCAGUAGGCUCAUCACGAAGCAACAAACUGAACUUCAUGGGCGCCAUUGCCCUCCCAUAUUACGACAGAGGAACUGGCAAAAUCGAACACGGAUUGUCCUGUGCCGGUUGUCAACUUGCUAUCGAGAAGGAUAUCAUUGGUACUAGAGGCGAGAAAUGGGCGUUUGAGGCACGAGAUAAAGUCUAUUCACGACAUGGAUUUUUAGAGCACUUUCGAUGGUGUGAACAGGCUCACGGUUUAUGGAGGUCAAGCGGCGAGGGUGCUCAUGUGCCAAGUGAUCUGCCAGAAGGUGCUCGACGAGGGGGCUAUUUCAAUUUAAGAGAAUGA
Molecule: messenger RNA, 1047 nt
Organism: Beauveria bassiana ARSEF 2860
Lineage: Eukaryota; Fungi; Ascomycota; Sordariomycetes; Hypocreales; Cordycipitaceae
Product: F-box domain protein
Exons: 1
Coding region: 1-1047 (348 amino acids)
Molecular function (GO): protein binding
Source: RefSeq, a predicted model, not a curated record